This is a messenger RNA of Beta vulgaris subsp. vulgaris (sugar beet), 3044 nucleotides long. RefSeq names its product protein BASIC PENTACYSTEINE4. NCBI's taxonomy places the organism in Eukaryota, Viridiplantae, Streptophyta, Magnoliopsida, Caryophyllales, Amaranthaceae. Gene Ontology annotation, cellular component: nucleus. Gene Ontology annotation, molecular function: DNA-binding transcription factor activity; sequence-specific DNA binding. Gene Ontology annotation, biological process: response to ethylene. The transcript is spliced from 3 exons. Bases 1930 to 2802 code for a protein of 290 amino acids. The record is from RefSeq and is a predicted model, not a curated record.
CACUGAAUCUUCUGUCCACUGUAUAAUAUCGCUUUCUUUCCACCUUUUUAUUGAAUGAUUAUGUAUGUCCUUUUCAAUCUCUACUUUUUGCUUUGCAUGUGUUUUUUCACAUUUUCAGAUUUUUUACACUACUUUCCUUUUUAGCACUAAGUUGACACUGAUACCCUUUACAUGACCCAGAUUUUAGUUUAUGAUUUUGUUUGUCCAAAAACUGUAAUUUUGAGGGUUUUGUGGUUUCAUCUUUGAUUAAUUACUACAAGCUGUAAUGCAAUGUGGGUUUGAUAAAAGGAUGUGGAUUAUAUGAACAAAAGAGGGUGUUUUUUUGCUUGUUAAUUUGAUGUUAUAGCCUAUACUACAUAGGACAUUUGUUUCUAUUUAGUGUAAGAUUAUUAAAGGAGUAAUUUUUCAUGUGAAAACUGGGUUAAUUUCUUCUCUCUAUGUGUAUGAGGGUAAUUGUAAGUUUAACCCUUGAUUUUCUAUAAUUCAUUGCGUGAAAGGUUAACAGCGUUUGAUGUACUACUCAGCCUUCGCGUCUGUGGUCUUGUUGAUUAGAGUUGAGAAUGGAAAUUACAAAUUUGAGACAAGUAGAGUGCCUGUGUUUUCUCUCUUAGUUGGAAUUGUAUGUCUUUGACUGGUUUCUUUAGUGUUUCCUAGGAUAUUUAGGGGCAUUUUCUUGAGCUGAUUGUCGCUUAUCUAAACUUAUUGGCCAUGAACUUAACUGUUUUGAACUUAUUCAAACUUUUUAGAACUUAUGGUCGUUUUGAAUUGAACUUGGGUAGCUGUAAUUGGCCUCAAAUUGAACUUAUUUGCCUUGAACUUAACUUGCGGGAACUUAUUAUUUCUCAAAUAAGUGGUACUAUGGCGAGGAGAGCAUAGCCUUAGGGAUAUUGUUGGGCAUUGAUCGCAAACACGUUGUUUUCCUGGAGUUGAGUUUGAAUUGACAUGUUUCUUUAAUAUGACUGCAAGCUUCAAUACUUCAUCUUGCUUCUGGUAGCUUAUAUUCUUUUAGAGACACAUACCUGAUUUCUUGAGUCUCACAAGGACGCGUAACAGUUUCUGAUAACUGCGCCUUUGUGCUAAAGUUAUUUUAUCUGGUCUUCCUCUGAGCUGUUUUGGUUUCUAGCUAUGUGUAAUGAGACUUAUGUGUAGCUUAAUGUAUCUAUUCAUAAACUGACAUGCUUUCUUUAAGCCGGGUUAUUACAGUGAUGGUUUCCGCUGUUAAAGUUCCCUAGAAUCUUUCGUAGCCAAUCGUGUAAAGUCACUGUUACAAUGGUCUGAAACUUAGUUACAGAAGGCUGAUAUUAGUUUAGAAGAAUGAGUUGUUUUUUUGAGGGGAGAAGAAUGAGUUGUUAGUGGAACAUUGUUUUUAACAUGUAGGGUCAAGUUGUUUGUAACGUUAUUUUCUGGAAACUGCGGUCCUUGCUUGUGUACCUUUAGACAAAAAAAAAAUCGUUAUGCAAAGUCAGCAAUCAGCAUGAGCUCUGUAUCUUACCAUGAAGCCAUAUUUGUUGCCUUAUUCUUCCUCCUUGUCUCAAAAUUAUACGACAUUUAUUGCUUGUGCCAGCAAAGUCUAGGGAUCAAGGUUGACAUAAGGGACUCAAGAUUCUGCGUUCAUUUUAUCACCGCCUUUGUAUUUCGGAGUCUACAGUAGAUUGGAGCUAAAGUUCUGCAUGGUGACAAUCCAUAAUAUUGUUGCCUCAUGAUUUGCUUUACCAAAAACUCAGCUAAGAGAGCUGUAAGGUGCUUAUCAGAUGAGCAUGAGCUGUUAAACUGAUGAAGCACGAGUGAACGACCUUUAUCACUUCAGUAAAGAAUGGCAUGCCUUAUAGAAGCAUGAUUGAAUAUAUGUAUACCAGUAACCUGCAAUUUCAGUUUAGUUUCUUGCUCGAAACAAACUCUACUUCUGGUUAGGAUCAACUUUGAUACGCUAUGGAUGUUGGGGGGCAUCGAGGAGGUGCAAGGCAUAAGUGUGAUAAUAUCAGGGAGAGUUGUCCGUGGAAUAUGGUGGCGUACCAGCAUCAGGCCAAGGAGCAGAAUGCUUUGCAUAUGAACAGAAAGCUUUUGAACAUCAUAGCUGAGAGAGAUGAUGCAAUUGAAGAAAUGAACAGAGCUUUGCAUGAAAAAAGAAGGGCCUUGGAAGAGCGAGAAACAGCAAUUUCACAGAGAAAUUUGGCUAUCAAAGAACGUGAUGAUGCUGUAAUGGAAAGAGAUAAUGUUUUGAAUGCCCUUCAAAAUUCUAUGAAGCAACAACCCUUAAGUUGUGGAGUUCAACAUGGAACCAAUAGGCUGGCUGAUCAAUCUUAUGUCACGCAUGAAAUGCAUUUUCUUGAUGCUUUUUGUAGAACUGCAGUUGCUUCUGGAUGUAACAAGUCACCACAGCCAAAGAAGAUGAAAGAGAGCAAGGGAUGUGCAUCGAAGUCAAGGAGAGAGAAACAGACUUCUGAUCACUUGAAGGUGAGGAACAACUUAUAUGGUGAAAGUUUGGGCUUAAACCGAGUUGAUUAUGAUGACUCUAUUAUGCCAGCUCCUGGUUGCUCAUGUACUGGAAUUUUCCGGCAGUGUUACAAAUGGGGGACCGGGGGUUGGCAGUCAUCUUGUUGCACGACCACCAUAUCGGUUUAUCCUCUCCCACCUGCUCCAAACAAGCGUUAUGCUCGUCUGGGUGGUCGGAAAAUGAGCGGAAGUGUGUUCUCUAAGUUGCUGAGUCGGCUGGCAUUGGAAGGUUUUGAUUUCUCUAUUCCUGUGGAUAUGAAGGACCACUGGUCAAAACAUGGUACCAAUCGCUACAUAACAAUCAAGUAGAGAUAUAUAUAUGUCUGAUCACAGUAUGAGAUAGACAGUAUUUAAGUAAUUUACUUGAGUAGGAUCCAUCUUCUUCGCAGAGGCUCGAGGCUCUCCUUUUGUUUGCUCUGCUGACUGCUCCUAUUUUUGUAACCAAAAUGUUAGGGAGGUACCUCAUGUACAAAUGUACAGAUCAGUGCAGUGGUCUUUUGACUCUUUUCUGCUGUAACUUGAUGAUAUUAAUUGACUGCGUUUGGCCUUUU